This is a messenger RNA of Cylicocyclus nassatus, 354 nucleotides long. NCBI's taxonomy places the organism in Eukaryota, Metazoa, Nematoda, Chromadorea, Rhabditida, Strongylidae. The record is from the annotation of a GenBank genome assembly.
AUGAAGCUGAACAUCUUGACCUGUUCUAUUGUUCUUGCCGUAAGCGGAGUACAAGCAGAUGAGAAUAGUGUGGAAGCAAGUCUAACGACAUCAAUGGAGACGCUAGGCCCAGCGUUUUCUCAAACAACACUCAAGUUUUCGACGGAAUGGACGAACCUGACCGAGGCAAUUUCAAGAAGCACAACUCCAUCCACGACCACUACUGCGAGUGGCUCGCAGAACGACCUGGACAAUAGCUUGGAUACCGAACACAAUGACACUCAACACCCUAAUGCCAUCGAUCGCAGUCCCUUUGAUAAGCCCAGAAAGCCCCAUGGUCCUAGCAAUAACUUCACAUUCAAUAAUGAAGUAUAG